Molecule: messenger RNA, 2768 nt
Organism: Gymnodraco acuticeps
Lineage: Eukaryota; Metazoa; Chordata; Actinopteri; Perciformes; Bathydraconidae
Exons: 16
Coding region: 1690-2745 (351 amino acids)
Biological process (GO): proteolysis
Molecular function (GO): cysteine-type peptidase activity
Source: RefSeq, a predicted model, not a curated record
CAGUCAUGGCCAAUGGCAUCCGGAGUGUUCACCCACACUGUUGCUUUGUCUUCAAAUCUCACAGUGUGCGAGCAGUUGGGUCAAAAAGGAAAGGGUCACUUUUUUCAUGUUUUGGCUACUGUCGAUUUGAUGACUGCCCUGUGGAGGUCCAUAUUAACAUUGAGGAUGAGUCAUCCCUUAAAGCAGUUGUGACCUUCAGUGGUGAAACAGCAUGGCACAACUGUGAAGAACUGAAACAUCGGCCUGUGCGUGCAGAUGAAAGGGAUGCACUUGCUAAUGCCCUCACCAGCAAACUUCCCAGAAGUGUGUACCUUAAUACUCUAAAUAAACUGGAUGACACUGUGUUGGCUUCUGGAAACAGAGACCAGGUACCAUCAACUGGUGUGAUGAAAACAUUGUCCUGGCAGGCAAGAAAGAAGCAGAGAAAACACAACAAUGAAAUUAUCAGCCUCCUAAAAAUGAUGGAGAAAGAGCUCGGGACUGAGGAAGCAGUCAUUCAAACAAUUAUAGCACACCCUAAAGGAGUCAUGCUAUGCUCCAAUAAAACAGUUGACCUCUUCCAUGACAGGUGCAGGGAAGACAUUGUAUAUUUGGAUGCGACAGGGAGCAUUGUGCAAAAGGGAAAACCUCACCAUUUUAUGUUUAUGAGAAAUCCAUUCAAAGGAUCCUCCCCUGUCCCUGUGGCCACCUAUAUCACCAACGACCACACAACAGCCUCCAUAUCAUUUUUCCUUGGGGCAUUUCUGACUGAUGUAAUAAGACUCCAUGGAAGGACAGCCAAACAAAGGCCUGUCAUGUUAAUAUGUGAUGGCUCUACAGUCCUUAUGCAGUCCAUGGCCUAUAACUUCUGUGGAGUCAGCCUCCAGGAACUUCUCUCCAGGUACCACAGCAUUGUAACUGGACAGGCAAAGCAUGAUUGCAUAGGGCUACCAAUCAUGCAUCGCUGUCUCAGUCAUGUGAUGAAAAAUGCUAAGGACCUAUGUCGAAAACAUGCCGCCAAACAUUACCACCUGGCUAUGCAUGUUUUUGGACUGAUGACACAGGCCACCACAAUGUCAGAGCUGGAUGAAGUUGUCACCAGUGCUGUGGUGGUAUUCUCCAGCUCCCACAGUGACAGAAAUGUUGGAAAACAUUUCAAAAAUCUCCAGAGACUACUGACAAAUUCAGCAUAGUCAGACUUGGACGAUUCAAGCAUUGUGGAGCAAGACUGUGUGAAUGAUAUCGGACCUACGCCCUUCAAACAUCAUUUUGAGGACUUAACACAAACAGUUAUUGACAAAUCUGGUGAUGACAACAUAUACUUCUGCCCGACUUCCAUCCCUUCCUUGCUUAAGUACUUUCUUCCCCUGGCUGGUCUGUGGUCUGGCCUACUCUUGGGUGACCUUGGACGCCAUGGAACAGGGCCCAUUUAUUAAGUGCUGCAAAAAAAAAACACACAGAAUUACACACAGGACAACAAAACUCAAGGGAUAAUGAAAAAAGCCAGUGGGACCUCAAAAAGAUCAGUUUUCAACAGAGACGUCUGACCAGGCUGGACGAUUUUGUACAUACAUACAAAGUCACCUUGAGCACCCUGCUAAGGGAAUAUGGCGACUCUCUGAGGAGGGGGCAGAAGGCAAAGAAAAUGUUUGUUGUGAAAAGAAAACAACAUUGAAUAAUGUGAAAUGGCAGAAUAUUGAAUGAAAGCUCAUGCAGAAGACAAAAACACCAAAAGCUCCAGCUCCACUAAAGAAACAAGCGCCAGGUCAAACUGAAGCACAUAUUCCAUCGCAGGAUCCAAAAGACAAGGCAAGACAAGGUCAAUCUUCAGAAAUGACGGAGCAUGCUGAGGAUGACGCACAGGGAGGUAAAUUGGAUGCUUCAUCAGAGCUGACUGCGUUGUGGGAAAAAAAGGACACUGAGGUGGUGGUGUCUGUAGUCCCCACGCAAAUAAGAGGAAACAGUUUCACCAUCUAUCACUCUGACAUACGGACCCUUAGACCACACCAGUGGCUUACAGGCAAGAUUAUCGAGUGCCUUUUCCAUAUACAUGCAAAUAAAUGUAAACUGGGGACAAGGAUUUAUAUUCUCAACCACUACACAGCUGGUGUGAUCCUCUUCAGGAAAAGAGAAGAGGUCAGGAAGCACACUUUGUCAAAGAUACAGUUUGACAGCUAUGGAGCCAUUGUGUCCUUUGUAAAUGUGGGAAAUAUACACUGGACAUUUCUGUACAUCAAUGCUGAAGAAAGCACAAUGUAUUUGGCAGAUCCUGCACGCAACUCUGCAGUGCAGGCAGAGUCAGACAAUGCUGCCAAAAAAUUCAGUGAUUACUUCAAAAUGAGGAGGACCUGCUGCAGUAAGACGGACUGGGUAGACAUAACAUGGAAGGGAGGAGUGAUGAAACACCCAGUACAGCAGGAUGGCAAUAGCUGUGGGGUAGUUGUCUGCAUGAUGGCAAAGAAGGUCAUGGAAGUGUUUCCAAAAACACCAAAAAUGACCUUUGGGACCACAACAAGGGAGAUGGCGCAUCAAAGAAAAGUCUUAGCCCUGGAAAUACUGACAGCAUCAGUGUUUGACAAAGAAGUCAACUGUGCCAUGUGCGCCGCCAUAAAACCACCCGGCUCAGUGACACAUCAAACCCACACUGACUGGAUUCAGUGUGACAGCUGUUCGCGAUGGUGCCAUACACAGUGCCUGCAGAUGGACCAAAAGUGUCUUAAAGAGGCACAAGUUGGGGACUGGGAUUGCUCUCUGUGUACAAAAUAAUGUAUGUGCAUGAACAGUAAAGG